CCGGUGGGUUGCUCAAUCAAUGGGACAUUAAGUACUCUGGAUUCUUCACAUAUUAGCUGCAUGUGCAGGUUCCAUCUCUACAGGACCGUUCCGAACCGAUCGCACCAUGUCAGACCCCUGGAAAGAAUGUAUGGACUACUGCCUUGAGGUGACCAAGGAGGCAGGAAAGAUGAUUCGUGAUGCUCUGCAGCGAGACAUCUCUAUCAUGCAGAAGAGUUCCCCUGUGGACCUUGUCACAGAGACAGACCAGAAAGUAGAGGAGCUCAUAAUAUCGUCUAUCAGGAAGAAGUACCCCACUCACAGUUUUAUAGGUGAGGAAUCAGUGGCAGCGGGAGCCGCCAGUGUUCUGACAGAAAACCCCACCUGGAUUAUUGACCCCAUCGAUGGGACCACCAACUUUGUUCAUAGGUUUCCCUUUGUCUGUGUGUCUAUUGGGUUUACUGUGAACAAAGAGAUAGAGUUUGGGAUCGUGUACAGCUGCAUCGAGGAGAAGAUGUACACUGCUCGUCGAGGGAAAGGAGCAUUCUGCAACGGAGUUCCUAUUAAAGUGUCUGGCCAAGAAGAUAUCUCCAAGUCCCUAGUGCUGACAGAGACGGGUUUCAAAAAGGACCCAGAACAUUUCAGAACCAUGAUGGCUAACAUGGAGUCCAUCCUUACCAUCCCUGUGCACGGGAUACGUUCUCCGGGCAGCGCGGCGGUGAACAUGUGUCUGGUGGCAUGCGGGGCAGCCGACGCCUACUAUCACAUGGGCAUCCACUGCUGGGAUAUGGCGGGUGGGGCAGCUAUCGUCAGAGAAGCAGGGGGGGUCAUCAUGGAUGUCAGCGGAGGGCCAUUUGACCUGAUGUCCCGAAGACUGAUUACUGCAAGCAGCAGAGCGAUCGCCGACUGCAUCGCUAAGAAAAUCCAGCCCUUCCCAUGUGGAAGAGAUGAUGCAGAGAACUAA
Chanos chanos (milkfish) is the source of this 943-nucleotide messenger RNA. RefSeq names its product inositol monophosphatase 1-like. Gene Ontology annotation, molecular function: inositol monophosphate 1-phosphatase activity. The transcript has 9 exons. The record is from RefSeq and is a predicted model, not a curated record. Bases 107 to 943 code for a protein of 278 amino acids. Lineage: Eukaryota; Metazoa; Chordata; Actinopteri; Gonorynchiformes; Chanidae. Gene Ontology annotation, biological process: signal transduction; phosphatidylinositol phosphate biosynthetic process; inositol metabolic process.